CGUUGUAUUAUAAAAAUGUACCUCAGGAAAAUUUUCAAUUGUUUGCCGAUGCUUUGAAGCUCACUUGAUAGUCACAAUACAUUCAGUCGAUCAGAAGCGAAACGGCACUCAGAUUGUGUGUGAUAUAAAAAACCACCGACAAAACUAAAAAAAAAAAAUGUCAUACUCCUGGGAUAACCGUGUUGACUUUGUUGUUCGGUAUAUGUAUGAUAUCGACAACAAUGGCUAUCUGGAUCAAAAUGACUUCCAGUGCAUGGCCGUUCGGGCAUGCGUUGUGGAGGGCAAAGGCGACUGCAGUGCUGCCCGCAUUGCAGAAUAUCAAAAACUCAUGAAGAACUUGUGGGAUGAAAUCUCAGAAAUCGCCGAUGAUGAUAAGGACGGUAAAAUUUCAAAUGCCGAAUUCAAAGAAGCCGUGCGAAAAACUUGCGUCGGCAAGAAAUACGACGAAUUCCCCCAGGCAAUGAGGGCAUUUAUUGAAGCCAACUUCAAGAUCCUGGACAUCAAUAGUGACGGUAUUGUCGGUGUUGAGGAAUACCGUUAUAACUGCAUUACCAGAAUAGCUAUCGAUGAUGUUUCACCAAUCGAUAAAGCAUUCGAGUCGUUAUUAAACGACGAAGACAGGAAACGCGGUGGUCUGUCAUUGGAUCGUUAUAAGGAACUGUACUCUCAAUUUUUGGGCAACACUGCCGACAACCAUCCAGCUGUCAACUUGUUCGGGCCUUUAUAAAUAAAUAAUUUAUGAAAAAAGCAACAAAAAUAACUAACUAAAAUUAAUAAAUAUAUAUUUUUUUGAUUGUCUUCGCUGUUGUUCAACUAUUGUCAUUUAAGUGUCAUUCAUAAUCACUGUACAUUAUAUCUAAAAUUAAUUAACUAUGGCAAAAAAGUGAAUUUACGUUAUGUACCCACGCACACCGAAAAGUAUGUAGAAUCGUUUUAAACAACCAAAAAAAAAAAAAAUAAUGAAAUAUUAAAAA
Ceratitis capitata (Mediterranean fruit fly) is the source of this 974-nucleotide messenger RNA. It is a transcript of the gene Scp1, whose product is annotated as sarcoplasmic calcium-binding protein, alpha-B and -A chains. NCBI's taxonomy places the organism in Eukaryota, Metazoa, Arthropoda, Insecta, Diptera, Tephritidae. The record is from RefSeq and is a predicted model, not a curated record. The coding region runs from base 158 to 727 and encodes 189 amino acids. The transcript is spliced from 6 exons. Gene Ontology annotation, molecular function: calcium ion binding.